CCACCCUCACUGUCUCACACUCACAACGAGAAAGGAAGAAAGGAAGAAAGAGCGUCCCUUUCGGUCUCCUCACUCGCACUGUCCUUUUCCUCUGCACGCUCCCUCCCGGCGCCAAAGCGGCCGGCCUCCAUCAAUCAUCACCACCACCUCCCCGUGCCGCAUUUAAUGCCCGCGCCAACCUCUGCUGCCGCCAUUGCUGCCCCCCCGCUCGUCUCAGCGUGAAGCAGUGUACUAGCUCAGAGCCUCAGACCUCAGACCCGUCCAUUCCAUUACUCCUGCCACCGAACUACCGGUCGUUGUAGUCGAGUGUAGUAGCUGUGACCUUGUGAGUGGGGCAGGGAGACAGUGGCUAGGAGGAGCAGAGAGCUAGCUAGCUAGGAGGAGAAUGGCGCGCAAUGGCGGCGUCCCCGCUCCCUCUCUCGCCCUCGCUGCCGCCGCCGUCUGCCUCCUCUGCUGCCUCGCCGCCGGCGCCUCCGCGGCCUACUCCGUGCCGGCCGACCCCAGGCGGCAACCUUCGCCUGGCCCUGGAGGCGGAGGCUACUACCACGGCCCUGCACCUGCGGCGUCCCCGCGCCACCACCACCACCGUCAGCACGGCGUCUCGCCGGCACCGGCGCCGCACCACGCUCCGUCACCGACCGCGGGGUCAGACGGCCUGCCAACGUCUCGCCCGCCGGCCCCGGUCUACACGCGCGCCCCGGAGCCGCAGGCGACCACCACGCCGCACUUCGGGUUCCCGCUGGAGCCGACGGUGGGCGUCACCGCGGGCGGCCCGUCCGGAGCACUGCCGAAAAAGGGGGCCGGCAGCGAGGGGUACCCGUUCAUCGGCAGCAACCCCACGGUGCCGCUGCCCACCGGCGUCACCGACACCGCCACCGUGCGCCCGCUCCCGGACACGACCCGCGCCGACGACAACGCCAAGGUGGCCGGGCGUGCCGCCGAGCCCGUGCGAGCCGGGGCCGCCAUGAUUGGCGUCCUGAUGGCCGUCCUCUCCACUGUUGCCCUGUUGCUGUCCUCCUGGAGCUAGCUGAAAUCAUUGUCCUUCGCUUUGCCGCCGUGUCAACUCUUACAUGUGUUGUACUACCGGUGGUAGUACCUGUCUUUUGAGUGACUGUAAAUAUGAGUGAGUGUGGAUCAUCAUUUCAUCCGCCUAGUGCAAAAACUUUGGGAUCCAUUCAGAAA
Messenger RNA from Triticum aestivum (bread wheat), 1182 nucleotides. Its product is annotated as LIM domain-binding protein 3. Lineage: Eukaryota; Viridiplantae; Streptophyta; Magnoliopsida; Poales; Poaceae. The record is from RefSeq and is a predicted model, not a curated record. Bases 386 to 1027 code for a protein of 213 amino acids. The transcript has 3 exons.